GAGGAAGAAAGAAGUGGCAGAACUCCAGGAGUUUGGAAGUUUGUCCCAUCCCUGCCUUGAACUCAGUACCACAGCUCCUCUGGUUUAAGACCGAGAGGGUGUCUGUCUCUUUCUGUCUCAACCAUUUCCCCCUUCACUCAGGACCCGCUCUCUGCACAUCCCAUAUCAGUGGCCUUAUCACUGCCUUCCUUCGGGAGGUGCUGGAAAAGUCCAGCAAGGGGAAUUUACUUGGAGGAUAAUGACUAAAAGUCCAGCUUGCAUUUCACAUAACUGAGUUUUUCUUCAAAUACAAAUACAGUGGAGGAGUACAGCUACUUCAGCUCAGGGUGUCCUCUUUUUUUCUUCUGAAGAUGAGGAGGCAUCGGUUGUUACCGCUAUGUGCCAUUCUGGGCGUCCUGUUUGCAGGACUCCUCCCUAAACUUGAUGCUCAGGAAGAUACUUCCUCCAAACACCAAGUUUUCUCUUUUGAAGAUUGUGCACAAGGGUUGGCAGCUGAUAUAUACUUUCUAGUGGAUUCAUCCAGGAGUAUGGGAGAGGAGAACUUUAAGCAUGUCAGACAUUUCCUGUACAGCAUGAUAAAGGCACUGCACCAGGUUGGAGGGGGCAGGUUUAAAUUUGCCCUUGUGCAGUACAAUAGCAGGCCUGAAACUGAGUUCCAGCUGAACAGCUACCCAACAACACAGGGAGUCCUGGCACACAUCGAGGCUAUGUCUUAUCGUGGUGGGGGCACCCGGACUGGCCUGGGCCUGGAUUUCCUGAUCCGUACCCACUUGACCACUGCUUCGGGCAGCCGUGCUGGUGACGGAGUGGCCCAGGUGGUGGUGGUCCUAACAGACGGGCGCUCCCAGGAUGACGUGGCUGAGCCAGCUCAGGUGCUGCGGCUGGCAGGCGUGGAGGUGUUUGCAGUUGGAGUUCAGGAUGCAGUGGACUCUGAGCUAAGGGAGAUGGCUAGCCAGCCCCAUGAGACUCAUGUGUUCAGUGUAGACUCUUUCCUGACUUUGCGGGAUAUAAUCCAAGAUUUAGUAGUGGGGCUUUGCGGCGCAGUGACCCAGUCAGGGGGUUCUCCUGUGGCAAAUGAGGCCCCUGUGGCUGGAGGUGGGACAGGUAAUAAAAUGGGACCAGUGUCACUACCAUACUAAUGUGUCUACAUGUGCAGGAAGAAGCUGCUGCAUAUGUGGUUGUGACUGGAUUUUACUAUUAACACAAUCAAAUUUACUUAACCAUAAUAACCUUUCACUCUCCACCUGCAAAAUUAACAUCACUUGUUUUGUCUCACCACAUUUAAUUACAACCCUAAUGCUUUAAAAAUCACAGUACGAUUUGCAUGUGAUUGACACCCCUACUACAUCUUAGAUUAGGGUGUUUAGUUUGUAAUAAAUACACAAAUAUAUUAUUGAGCAAAGCCAGAUCAAAUAAAAUGAGUGUGGAUUGAAAGACAACUAUUUAGGCGUUGUGAACAUUCUGUCCCAUGGGCUUAAAUAUGGUAGUUAUUUGAGUAGUCUGUUGGCAUACAGCAAUAACAUUGUAACAUUCAUAAUCCAUAACACCAUUUUCAGAUGAUGCCUGUUCCUAUAAGACACAGCUGUAGGUUGUAGAAAUAAACAUAUAGACAGCAACAGAAAAUACAUCAUAAAAUAAAUUCAUUGCCUCCUCAGAUUAACAACAAUUCUUUAGAAAAUCUUUGGAAGAGAACAUGGUCUGAAGGAUAUCUUACUUAAAACAUAACAUCUCAAAAUCAGUCAGUGAGCUUUUAACAAAAGCUAACCAUGCACAACUGCUUAUGUGUCUUGUGUAUGUGUGUUUGUCUUUAUCAGUCACAAUGUCUAUCUUUGUAAAAUAUGUGCAAUAUUCUGUACUUGAAACAGUGAUGAACCUGCCUGGACUCAUCCUUGACCUACAAUAGAACUGCUUUGAGAAUGUUUUUAUAUGUAAAUGUCCAGAAAUUAUGUGCAAAAAUGUCACAGUAAAUUACAAGAAUGAGAAAGAUGAACUUCAAUGAAGGGUAGUUCAUGAUUCUUGAUAAAUCAUAAAUUAAUUGGAAGCAUCACCAAUAUACAUGAUUGUACUGAUUUUAUAUGGAAUCACAUGUAAUACAUUCUCAGUAGGAACUUGGAGGCACCAAGGAUGGGCCACAGGGUCAUGACUGGUCACUUUAUCUGAGGUCCAUAACAAGAGUCUGCAUGGGAUGGCUGAACUCAGUGGAGCUUUUAAAAGGGACAUAUCAAACAAAUCUAAUAAGUAACAUUAAUGAUCAAAUAGCUUAUCAAUUUUGUACGUGUUGUUUUCUUUUGACUUGCUGUUGUUUAUUAUAGUAUGGCAAGUCUGAAGAGUCAGUUUGUCUAAUCUUUUUACAUGGCCUGACUGUCUUUUCCAUUAUCAAUUUAUAUAUCUUAACAUAAUUAAACCCUUGUUUUCACUUCAAUUUGUUUACAAAUUUUGAAACUUUGAAAAUUUUCCCAUCUUGUGGCUUCAACAUUUUGUAGAAAAAAUGUUGCAUUUCAGUUCAGGAUAGUCAUUGAGUCACAUUAAACCAAUGUCAAAUUCAACCUCCUUUAUAGUGUCACUGAGUUCUGGUCUUGACAUGGGAAAAAUGUAGCUUUUCUAGAAUUUACAGUAAACAUUGUUUUGCUGUUACAGACAUCUGGAGAACUGGCUAAGUUACACUUAUGUAAGUGGUUAGUAAUCAUAUGGAGUGCAAAACUACUGUACUUGAUCAGAAAUUCUCAUGUUACUGUAAUCCAUAUCCAACCAUAAUAACCAUUCUAUGAUAAAGGAAAUCAAAUGACAGUUUACAGCAAAUCUCAACAAAUUCAAUCACUUCAGGAAAUCUCCUUGGUUCAGCCUACAUGCAGUAUGAUGUGUUUUGCAAUGUUGUUAUUGAUUUGUUCACUUUGAAUGUUACUUGACACAUGCAAUGAUACACUAGCACAAAUAAUUUUUUGUCUCUGUCUCACUGUGUUAACGCUUUCACAAGUUCCAUUUUGUUUUGUUUUCU
Messenger RNA from Thunnus maccoyii (southern bluefin tuna), 2995 nucleotides. Its product is annotated as collagen alpha-3(VI) chain-like. The coding region runs from base 351 to 1139 and encodes 262 amino acids. NCBI's taxonomy places the organism in Eukaryota, Metazoa, Chordata, Actinopteri, Scombriformes, Scombridae. The record is from RefSeq and is a predicted model, not a curated record. The transcript has 3 exons.